CAGAUCCUAUGAAGAAACAGUGUGGACAGAGGGGAGGCGUAACAGUGCUGCUCUGCUCAGUGUACAUACCAGCAUAUGAAUUAGUGUUGAGCACAGUGCUAAGCAGAGUUUCAAGGCAGCAGUUCAUGGGUGCACUGGAUCUAAUUUGACUUUUACCUGCGUUUUCAUGUGCAGCUGAUCUGCUGUGUGAGCUGUAAGAAACGUACUGACACUUCUGAAAGACUUUUUUUCUCGGUGUUGGACCCUACACCUGUUACAUCUGCACAGUCUCGUUCUAACAGCAGGUGUCAACAUGCUGGAGCAGGUUCUGUCGUUCGGCCGCUCCCUGGUUCGCAGGAAAGUGGUCGACCUGAGCAACCUGGAGGACUCAAAGCUGUGCCGCUGCCUGGGGACCGUUGAUCUCAUUGCCCUGGGAGUUGGCAGCACUCUGGGCGCUGGCGUCUACGUCCUGGCCGGCGAGGUGGCCAAGGGCGACUCAGGCCCCAGCAUAGUCAUCUCCUUCUUAAUUGCUGCCCUCGCCUCUGUCAUGGCCGGCCUGUGUUACGCUGAGUUUGGCGCACGCGUCCCCAAGACUGGCUCUGCUUACCUUUACAGCUAUGUGACUGUGGGAGAGAUCUGGGCCUUCAUUACUGGAUGGAACCUCAUUCUCUCCUAUGUGAUUGGUACCUCCUCAGUGGCCCGGGCUUGGAGCGGCACAUUUGACGAAAUGAUAGGAGGGCACAUAGAGAUGUUCUGUAAGACCUACUUCAGCAUGAACUCUCCUGGUUUGGCUCAGUACCCUGACUUCUUUGCCGUCUGCCUGAUACUGCUGCUUUCUGGACUGCUGUCGUUUGGGGUGAAGGAGUCAGCCUGGGUCAACAAAGUCUUCACUUCGAUCAAUGUGCUCGUACUCUUGUUCGUCAUCAUCUCUGGCUUUGUCAAAGGAGACUCACAAAACUGGAACAUCACUGAAGAAUCCCUUAUUAAUGUCACCAUAGUUAGAAGGAACUUGUCGGUGACAGCCAACGUGAGCAGUGAUUAUGGAGUUGGAGGAUUUAUGCCCUUCGGCUUCAGUGGGACCUUAGCUGGAGCUGCUACCUGCUUUUACGCUUUUGUUGGAUUUGACUGCAUUGCAACUACAGGCGAGGAGGUGAAGAAUCCUCAGAGAGCCAUUCCUAUCGGCAUCGUGGUGUCACUGACCGUGUGCUUCCUGGCGUACUUUGGUGUGUCAGCCGCACUCACUCUGAUGAUGCCCUACUACCUGCUGGAUGAGAAGAGCCCUCUGCCCAUGGCCUUUGAAUAUGUGGGCUGGGGCCCUGCCAAAUAUGUGGUCGCUGCAGGUUCACUGUGUGCCCUCUCCACCAGUCUGCUGGGCUCCAUUUUCCCCAUGCCUCGUGUAAUCUAUGCUAUGUCGCAGGAUGGGGUGCUUUUCAAAGUCUUAGCCCGAAUCAAUCCUAAGACGAAGACCCCACUUAUUGCCACUAUGACCUCCGGUGUAGUAGCAGCCAUCAUGGCUUUCCUGUUUGACCUCAAAGCACUGGUCGACAUGAUGUCCAUCGGAACUCUGCUGGCCUACUCGCUGGUUGCUGUGUGUGUCCUGAUUCUCAGGUACCAGCCAGAUGGAACCCUAGAGCGGCGAGCAGGCACCAGUGAGAGAGACUACCUGUCCUCUGAGGAGGGCGAGUCUGACCUGACAGAGUCAGAGUCCCACCUCAACAUGCUGAAGGGUGGCAGCUCCACCCUGCAGGCUGUCCUGCACCCUGCUGUCUCACCCUCUGAUCAUUCCUCCAGUGUGGUCAACAUGUCCAUCUGUGUGCUAGUGCUGGUAGUGUGUGUGGUCAGCUACCUCACCACGUACCACAUCUACUCCAUCCUUGGUAUGGAAGUGUGGAUUCUGGUGUUGCUGGCCGUGUGUCUCCUCAUCUUCAGCGGCUGCGUCUUCAUGGUCUGCAGGCAGCCUCAGACUAGCAAGAAGGUCUCCUUCAUGGUUCCCCUUCUGCCCUUUCUGCCCAUUCUGAGCAUAUUUGUCAAUAUUUACCUCAUGGUCCAGCUCAGUGGAGACACCUGGAUACGUUUCUCUGUGUGGAUGUUUGUGGGCUUCCUGAUCUACUUUGGCUAUGGCAUGUGGCACAGUGUGGAGCGCCAGCGUAACCUUCAGAAUCCUUCAAAAAGCAGCAGCACCACGGAACACAACAAGACUGGCGGGGAGAAGCAGGUUGCUAUGGGUGCAGUGGGAAAAGACCAGGAGUCUUUCAUCUGCCCAGAAAAGACCAGCCAGUGUUAAAGCGAAAGAUUCUGUGAGGCGACGGAUGCAUAAAAGCACACAGCAGCUCUGCCUCGAUGCACCUGUUUAUACAGCUUCGCCAUGUGGCGCCUUAGUCACAAGCACAUUCAGCCUGCAAAGGCAGCGUCAGUACUCUGUAUCAGCGGCCACACGAUGGGGAGCCGCUCUAUCACUGUGAUGGAACCACAUCCUGUAGGUCACAUGGACAGCAUGGAGGCAGAAUUGAAAGGACAGGUAACACACUGGAGAGUGAUGUUCAUUUCUUUUAACGAUGAAGCAGUCAGCGCACGACUGCAGCAAAGCUUUUUCAUUAUGGACUUCUUAGUGCUUGAUGCUCAUUUUAUUUUUUCUGUUGCUCUUUACAUUUCAAGCAGAUUUAUACAAGUGUUUUUUUAAAUGUAAAAUCUGGGAAAUCCGUCUCAUCCAUUUAAUGGCACAGAGUAUUAUUAGAUUUUGAUACAACACUCGUGUACAUUAGAAAUAGUGUUAGUUCAUUGAUGUCGACGGGUCUCCAACGUUGGGAAAGUUAGUGGGUCCUCAUCCUGCACGACAAUGGCCAAAAUGAUAAUCACAAUUAUUUUGAUCAAUGCUGAGAUCACGAUUAUUUAUCACAAUUAUUAAUUGAUUUCAGGCACAAAAUAUUUUUACUGCACUGUCACAUUUAAAUAAACAGAGCACUGCUUUCACUUCCAUGUUGUGCUACUUCCUGCUAAUGUACAAAUCUUUACAUCUCCUAGAAAUAACAUGUAAAUAAAACUGUAUCAAAACAUUAAACCCAAAAAUAAAUCCUUCGCCUGAAUUCAGUGCAUCUCCUAGGAACAAAACAUAAAUAUAACUGUACCUAAAAUAUAAGCUAACUAAAAUUAGAUGUGCCAACACAGAAUGCAACCAAAUGAAAACAGCCUUUAUAUUGGACACAUAUUUUUAGUGUAAUGUGAUUACAGUUGUUAUUUCAGUCUGUCUUUGUGAGCUGGUUGGAGUCUGAGGUGAUGCUGGACAAAGACAGGGAUUCAAUGAGGUAACUUAAGUGACUCUUCACCUUCUGCUCCAGGCAUUUGAUUUUCAUUUUGCUCGUCUGCUCUCUGCUGUAUAUUACUUUUUGCCUCUGCUGCAGCAGCAACAUUCAGGAAGGUUUUUCACAGGCUGCCGCUGCAGGGUACACAUGCAACCUCCAAAAAUAGAGGCUGGCUGUUAGUUUAGGAAACGCUUGAUUUGAUAUGCAGUGGACUUUUCUAAGAGUGGAGCACACAUUGUAUACAUCGGUAGCGAUUUUGUGGCUGUUUCUGGUCAAAUAAAAAGGAUCUUACUUUUACCAACAAGGUGUAUCUCUGUAGGGAUCCUUUGCAUAAUGUUGUCUGACACUUAGAAUAACAAUUUAAGCCUGUCAGCGGCAAAAGCAAGUACUUCUAGUGGACAUGCAUUGACGGUGCAAACAUGCUCUGAGUUAUCACAUUGCAGCCUGUGGGGCAAUGCUGGCUGCAGCAUUCUCACUCAGUACCAGACCAAUUUAGAAUAAUUGUUGUUCCUAUUGGUCACUUAGAAAUAAAUAUGGAGGAAAAUAGUACUAGCCCUGCGAUAGUCUGGUGACCUGUCCAGGGUGUACCCUGCCUCUCGCCCGAUGUCAGCUGGGAUAGGCUCCAGCCCCCCCGCGACCCUCAAGAGGAUGAAGCGGUUAGAAGAUGAAUGAAUGAAUGAAUGAAAAUAGUACUGUCUUAACCGGAGUACCUUGCCACCAAAAAAACAAGCACAAUUACUUAGAAAUUGAAGUAUUGUAUUACUGUAUAAUACAAGAUCUGUCUUACCACAUAAUUUAGAUGGCCUUGACAUUUUUUGAGGUUUAUUCUGUUGCAUUCAGUGUCGUUCUUAAAAGACUGGAGUCUGCAUUGCUCUAUAACCACCCUGAGGAGCCUUUUUGUGCUGCACUGAAGACUCAGUUCUUACAUUUCUCCCUCUGGGCUUUAAGGGGCCAUCCUGUUUUUCCUGUACUGCCAGUGAUUUACACUAAUCCUACACUUUUCAGGAGGUCAGAUACCGAGGCUGUAAGACGUUGGUGAGUGAUAGGUUUGAUUGAUAUCUGCAGUGCAGCGUUUUACAUGAAUGUGGAAAAUUUCAGAAGCUUGUCUCAGCAGGAAUAAGGUAAGUAUCCUACUGUCAGUAGUGGUGCAGCUGGGGGAGGGUGAGUGUCGUGGUCAUAAUUGCAAAAAUAAUCAAAAUAAUUGGAGGCCUCUGUUUGUGGUGGGGUUUUUUUUUUAUUUGAGUAGGUGUGUUCCCAGGAAAUGCUUUGUUCCUUACAAUCCACGUGGUCAUUCAAAUUAAAGCUGUAUAUUUGUCUUUUUAAGGAAAAGGACAACCAGCCCAUCUGAGGAACAAUGAAUCAUCUAAAGCCCAGUUCAGACCAAAGACUUGCAACGGGACAAGUGGAAACAGGCAACUAAUUGCAAUGUGCUGUUCUGCAAUGUUCUAAAAAGCUGUUGGUUCACACCAAUACAACUAGAUGAGAUGGAGUAUCAUUUCUAUGCAACAACUCUCUGUACGUCCGUUCUAAAUUCCAGCUUUAUAGGCUUGUUUUGUGGCUGAAUAUAAUUUAUAGUUUCUUAAAAUAUGAAUGAGGAAAUGAUAGGGAGAUACUAGCUACAGCUGCAUUUGUUGUAUUGAUAAAACUGCAAAAAACAGAAACAAAACGAGCAUCAGAUGGACUGUAUUCAAGAUAAAUACAACACAAUAAUAUUUAUAACCAGUGCCAAUUAAUCAGUCAAUGAAAUGUGUUUGUGUGUGUCUGUGUGUGUGUUGGGGCACUGUGAGGACAAAAAACUGAGGGCAAACAUUCCAUCUGCGGUCAUUUUGACUUGACCAGUGGACUUCACUACAAGCCGAUUGGCUGUUAAAACAGGUGACGUGCUUUAUAUACUUUAUAUUCUAAAACCAGCCACCGUUGAUUUGAGCAUUGGAGUUGCAGGUGACACCAUCAGCCGGCACACACCGCUGCAACUUUUGUCUGUAAUGUUCUAAAAUGGUUUUGUCUUGUUGCGAAUCUUUGGUCUGAACUGGGCUAUAGGCACUGACACAUUAAAACAGGAUUGUUGUAGAACUCAAAAUGUUCACUGUGCCAAUAUUAACCCUAACCCCAUCAGAAAAUUAGUGACAUUAACUGUAAAUUAAGAAACCAAAAUUUAUCAGUAUGAGAUUCUGUAACUCUUGACAUAGUUUUCAACCAGCCUUUAUACUUCUACAGCAUAACAGAAUAACUGAAAUUCAGUCACAGCUUUUGGUUUUGGUGUGCCACCCCAAGAUUUUCAGUGGCCCCAUCUGGCCACCCAUAUAAAAAAUCUCUGCCAUUGCCCCUGCUGAACUUAACUGCUACAUUAACAGUGUACAGUCUUCCAGUGCGGUCACAGGAUGACGUACAUAGAAGUAUACAUGAUGUCAUGAUGUAGUAUCACUUGUUACCAACUGUGCAGACAA
Messenger RNA from Epinephelus fuscoguttatus (brown-marbled grouper), 5725 nucleotides. RefSeq names its product solute carrier family 7 member 2 (gene slc7a2). Gene Ontology annotation, molecular function: amino acid transmembrane transporter activity. Gene Ontology annotation, biological process: amino acid transport; transmembrane transport. The coding region runs from base 293 to 2263 and encodes 656 amino acids. The transcript is spliced from 12 exons. The record is from RefSeq and is a predicted model, not a curated record. Gene Ontology annotation, cellular component: plasma membrane. NCBI's taxonomy places the organism in Eukaryota, Metazoa, Chordata, Actinopteri, Perciformes, Serranidae.